AUGUCCAACCUGCCAGUUGAACCGGAGUUCGAGCAGGCCUAUAAAGAACUCGCCUCGUCACUCGAGAACUCGACCCUCUUCCAGAAACGCCCGGAAUAUAAGAAGGCACUCCUGGUUGCAUCUAUCCCUGAGCGUACGAUUCAAUUCCGUGUCACAUGGGAAGAUGACAAGGGCCAAUUCAACUCGGCCCUCGGCCCGUACAAGGGUGGUCUGCGAUUUCAUCCAACAGUCAACAUGUCCAUAUUGAAGUUCCUGGGUUUCGAGCAGAUCUUCAAAAAUGCCCUCACAGGCUUGAACAUGGGUGGUGGCAAGGGAGGCGCUGACUUCGAUCCAAAGGGAAAAUCGGACAAUGAGAUUCGGAAGUUCUGCAGCGCCUUCAUGAUGGAGUUAAGCAAGCACAUUGGUGCUGAUGUUGAUGUCCCCGCUGGUGAUAUUGGAGUUGGAGGUCGCGAGAUCGGAUUCCUUUUCGGUGCAUACAAGAGACAGAGGCACAUUUGGGAGGGUGUGCUGACUGGGAAGGGAAACAGCUGGGGAGGAAGCUUGAUUCGACCGGAGGCGACUGGAUACGGCCUCGUCUAUUAUGUCCAACAUAUGAUCAAGCACGCCACAAAUGGCCUGGAGAGUUUUGCAGGUAAACGUGUAGCUAUAUCUGGCUCUGGGAAUGUAGCUCAAUAUGCUGCUCUCAAGGUGAUCGAGUUUGGCGGUAUUGUUGUCUCCCUUAGCGACAGCAACGGCAGUUUCGUUGUCCGGGAUGGGUCAGACUCCUCAAUCACACCAGAAGGGGUCCGUACGAUCAUGGCACUCAAGGAUGAGAGGAAGCCACUUUCCGAAAUUGCCAGCCACGAAGCCUUUGUCGACCGAUGCGAAUAUAUCGCUGGUGCAAGACCGUGGGUCCAUGUCGGCAAAGUCGAUGUCGUGCUUCCAUGCGCAACCCAGAACGAAGUCUCCGGCGAAGAGGCAAAGGUUCUUGUCGCCAACGGCGCACGCUUCAUCGCUGAAGGAUCCAACAUGGGUUGCACAUUAGAAGCCAUUGAGCACUUCGAGACGCAUAGAGAGCAGCAUAAGCGUGAUCAGGGCGCAGUGUGGUAUGCGCCCGGAAAGGCAGCGAAUGCGGGAGGAGUGGCAGUGAGUGGGUUGGAGAUGGCGCAGAACUCUCAGAGACUGACGUGGAGCGCGGAGGAGGUGGAUGGGAAGCUACAGGCUAUCAUGGAGGGGUGCUUUGAGACUGGGCUGAAGACCGCAAAGGAGUACACCAACGUGAAUGACGACAACUUGCCUUCAUUGGUGGCAGGAAGCAACAUUGCUGGUUUCAUCAAAGUAUCUGAAGCCAUGCGAGCUCACGGUGAUUGGUUCUGA
Molecule: messenger RNA, 1356 nt
Organism: Microsporum canis CBS 113480
Lineage: Eukaryota; Fungi; Ascomycota; Eurotiomycetes; Onygenales; Arthrodermataceae
Product: NADP-specific glutamate dehydrogenase
Exons: 6
Coding region: 1-1356 (451 amino acids)
Cellular component (GO): cytosol
Molecular function (GO): L-glutamate dehydrogenase (NADP+) activity
Source: RefSeq, a predicted model, not a curated record